Messenger RNA from Pocillopora verrucosa, 963 nucleotides. NCBI's taxonomy places the organism in Eukaryota, Metazoa, Cnidaria, Anthozoa, Scleractinia, Pocilloporidae. The record is from RefSeq and is a predicted model, not a curated record.
AUGGAGCGCACGUUUGAGAAAUCUCUCUGCCUUGGAACAGGAAUUCCAUUUGCGGCGCUGAUAUUUAUGAUUUCAAUUCCCAAUGCAAUGAUCUUAGUAACUCUAUACAGAAAUCCUCUUCGCUGCUUCAGAAAAACUUUCACGGUGUUUCUAGCGUUCAUAACCGCGACAGAUCUCUUUGUGGGGAGUGUAGUUUGCACUGGAGAAGCCAUAACGCGAUUUUUGUGUUCUUUCCGUGGAAAACAGUUUUCUGGCGAAGGUGACAUUCCCACAAUUUUAGGAUACAUUGGAAUCAACAGUUCAAUCCUUAUGGUCACUGCUAUGUCCGUGGAUCGACUUGUGUCGGUCGUUUGCCCACACUUUUAUCUAAACACGGUUAAACCAAAGACACUUGUCUUAUGCAACUCAAUCAUCGUUAUUUUUUCUGCGAUAUUUGCCUGCCUCCAACUUGCUGGGAUUCCAAUUGAUGUGUAUAUUUCCAUAGAUAUACAUCUGCACACGACAUUUCCUCUUAUCACGACAAGUUUGUCUUAUUUAGGAAUAUUCUUUGUCUUGCGGAAACGCGCUCGAGUCGAUUUUCAAAGACGGGAGGCCAAUUCGACAAAUGCUCAUCUUGGUGACAUGCGAGCGAUAACGCGCGUUAAAAGAGAACGGAAAUUUGUCACGACUUCCUUCUUAAUUCUGCUUUUCCUAAUUAUCUCCAUAAUUCCAUACUUUGCAUCAAUUCUUGUUGAGGCGAACUGUUCUGGUUGUCGCGGUAAGAAAUGGCUUAUUGUGCUGAGAGAAUCUUCAGUGGUAUUCUUAUUUCUAAAUUCAACUGUGAACCCGUUAUUGACAACAUUUCGAAUCAACGAGUUGAAACAUUCCUUAAGAAUCGUCAUCCGCGUGCAAAGAAAAGAAGAUGUAAGCAGUUUUGGAAGUUCUGUCCAACAGAAAACAAUGAGGAAUACAGCCUCCGUUUAA